AUGCGUCGAGCCAUCUCUCGAGGCGUCAGCGUCAGCGCAGGUCGCUCUUCCAGAUCAUUCGCCGCCAACCGUCCCUCUCUCCUCACAUCAUCCAGCGCGACCUCCGCCAUCAUGGCCCCCGCCAACGCCUCGGCCCCCGGUGCCGUUGCUGCCAGGAGGAUACACGCCACGGCCUCCCACCUCAGCGCCGCCCUCGCGUCAACGGCCGAGUCGUUCCCUCGCACUCAUGACAAGAUUGCCAAGCCCGAAGACACGCCCUACUUUAUCAACAAUGAGUUUGUCCAGUCCAAGGCCGACAAGUUCAUCGAUCUCCACGACCCCGCCACCAACAACCUCGUCACCCGCGUGCCCCAGAUGACCGACGCCGAGCUCCAGGCCGCCGUCGACUCGGCUGAGAAGGCGGGCGUCGCCUGGCGCGCGACGAGCGUGCUGCACCGCCAGUCCAUCAUGUUCCGCUUCGUCGGCCUGAUCCGCGAGAACUGGGACCGCCUGGCCGCCAGCAUCACCCUCGAGCAGGGCAAGACGUUUGCCGAUGCCAAGGGCGACGUCCUGCGUGGCCUCCAGGUCGCCGAGGCCGCUUGUGCGGCGCCCGAGCUCAUGAAGGGCGAGGUGCUCGAGGUGGCCAAGGACAUGGAGACGAGGAGCUACCGUGAGCCCCUCGGUGUCGUGGCUGCCAUCUGCCCCUUCAACUUCCCCGCCAUGAUUCCCCUGUGGUGCAUCCCCAUCGCCACCGUCACCGGCAACACUCUCAUCCUGAAGCCCUCCGAGCGUGACCCUGGCGCGGCCAUGAUCCUGGCCGAGCUCGUCAAGAAGGCCGGCUUCCCCGAGGGCGUCGUCAACGUUGUCCACGGCGCCCACCGCACCGUUGACUUUAUCCUCGAGGAUCCCGUCAUCAAGGCCGUCAGCUUCGUCGGUGGCAACAAGGCCGGCGAGUACAUCUUCAACAAGGGCUCCGCCCACGGCAAGCGCGUCCAGGCCAACCUCGGCGCCAAGAACCACGCCGCUGUCCUGCCGGACUGCAACAAGAACCACUUCCUCAACAGUGUCGUCGGCGCCGCGUUUGGCGCCGCCGGCCAGCGCUGCAUGGCCCUGAGCACCCUCGUCAUGGUCGGCGAGACCAAGGAGUGGCUGCCCGAGCUUGCCGAGAUGGCCAAGCAGCUCAAGGUCGACGGCGGCUUCGAGGAUGGUGCCGAUCUCGGCCCCGUCAUCUCCCCGCACAGCAAGGCCCGCAUCGAGGCGCUCAUCCAGAGCGCCGAGGACGAGGGCGCCACCAUCCUUCUCGACGGCCGUGGGUACACGCCGGCCAAGUACCCCAACGGCAACUGGGUCGCCCCCACCAUCAUCUCCAACGUGACGCCCAAGAUGAAGUGCUACACCGAGGAGAUCUUCGGCCCCGUCCUCGUGUGCCUCAACGUCGAGACUCUCGAUGACGCCAUUGAACUCAUCAACAAGAACGAGUACGGCAACGGCACGGCCAUCUUCACGCGCUCCGGCCCCACGGCCGAGACGUUCCGCCGCCACAUCGAGGCCGGCCAGGUCGGCAUCAACGUCCCCAUCCCCGUGCCCCUGCCCAUGUUCUCCUUCACCGGCAACAAGAAGAGCAUCGCCGGCGGCGGCGCCAGCACCUUUUACGGAAGGCCCGGCGUCAACUUUUACACGCAGCAGAAGACGGUCACGGCCCUGUGGCAGAGCGCCGACGCCGUGUCGCAGAAGGCGGACGUUUCCAUGCCGACGCAGUCGUAG
Verticillium nonalfalfae is the source of this 1743-nucleotide messenger RNA. RefSeq lists its product as uncharacterized. Gene Ontology annotation, molecular function: malonate-semialdehyde dehydrogenase (acetylating, [NAD(P)+]) activity; methylmalonate-semialdehyde dehydrogenase (acylating, NAD+) activity. Lineage: Eukaryota; Fungi; Ascomycota; Sordariomycetes; Glomerellales; Plectosphaerellaceae. The coding region runs from base 1 to 1743 and encodes 580 amino acids. The transcript is spliced from 2 exons. Gene Ontology annotation, cellular component: mitochondrion. Gene Ontology annotation, biological process: thymine catabolic process; L-valine catabolic process. The record is from RefSeq and is a predicted model, not a curated record.